AUGGCGUCAGUAGAGCAGAUUCGGCAGCGUCUGAUCAACGCCAACGCACUGCCGCACCCCACAGGUCAUACCAACACGGACAUGUCGAACGGUAGUAUCAUUGUCCCCACGAUAGGGCAACGGCAGCGUUCUGCUUUGCUCUCCGAUGCUAUCAAGGUAAACCCACUGAGCUCGUCUGCCUACACAGAAUCGAUGCAGGCGCCCCAAAAUGUGGCAUGUUCAAAGUAUGACAAUGGUGGCGUAGCUUUUGAUGCGUCUGCUGCAGCUAAUGAGUCCUUUCAACCGAAAUGUGCUCAUGCAAUAAGAAGCCCUUCAAUGCCUCACAGCGUAAGUGGUGACAGUGUCAUCAGUAUUCAAAUCCAAAUGCCCUUGGAAGUCCUAGAGAUGACCAGAAAGUAG
This is a messenger RNA of Phytomonas sp. Hart1, 399 nucleotides long. The record is from the annotation of a GenBank genome assembly. Lineage: Eukaryota; Euglenozoa; Kinetoplastea; Trypanosomatida; Trypanosomatidae.